AUGAUUUUUGUAAACAGUUUUUAGAAAGUUACUUCGAUGUUCAACUAAUGAUUCGUGUAGCCUUUUCUGUUUUAGUAUGAAGACAUUUUCAAGCGUGAAAGAAGUGUUUAAUGCUGCUCAAACAAGCUCGCAACAUCAAGCGACGCUUUUUAAAGCACUAGAUAAAUUGUUAGAAUGCAGCGAAUCGUCGGAGAUAUUUGUACAAGACUUCAUUCACAACCUAAAGUAUUGCAUGAUUGUCUUUCAAAAAGAGCCAGCCGUCGAAAGACUUAUAGAUUUCAUUGCAACUUAUGCUACAAGGCAGACGACUGCUAAGGGUGUACAAGAAAUUUCAAAGGCUGGCGAUUUGUCGUACACAGAAAGCAGUGAUGAGGAAGAUAGCGAUCCAAUGAGUUGGUUUCUCUUGAAUCUCAUGAAUUUUCUUCUAGAAGUUCAUGAUUCACGAGAUAAAGCAGUUCGCUAUCGAACAUGCCAACUCAUCAGCAAAAUAUUCAACUACCUUGAUGACGAGGCAUCAAUAAACCAGGAAAUUGCUGAUGGAGUUCUGACAUCGAUGAUGAAUCGACUGCUCGACAAAAUUCCAACUGUUCGAUCUCAAGCAAUCCUUGCAUUAUCAAGACUACAAGAUCCAAGUGAUCCCAAGUGUCCAGUUAUCGAAGUGUUUCUCUACAUGAUGCAAUCUGAUAACAGUGCGGAUGUUAGAAAAACAGCAAUGCAGUGUAUUGCUAUCACAAACAACACUCUACAGUAUCUUCUUGAGAGAACUCGCGAUGUAAAAGACAGUGUGAGGAAGUGCGCAUUCCAAAUUCUGGGACACAGAGUUGGCAUUCGAGCACUAACCAUUGCUCAGAGAGUUAAAAUUCUUCACGACGGCUUAAAUGAUCGAGUUGAAAGUGUGAAACAGGCAUGUUAUUCGAAGCUUCUUUUGGAAUGGAUGAAACAAUUCUGCAACAAUAGUAUACCAAAGCUGUUAGCAUUGCUUGAUGUUGAAAACUCUCUCAAGACAUCUGAAAUUGUUGUGAAUGAACUACUUAAAGGAACAGCAGCCACUGGACUUUCAUUUCACAUUGACACAUUAAAGGAAUUCAUGAAAGGUCAGACCGUACUUCUGGAGAAUCUCAACUGUGAAAGAGCCUUGUUCUGGCAAUGUCUGGUUGGUUAUUGCGUUAGUCUGGGUACUAAGGGACAAUCAGCAUUGGACGAAAUCCUACCAGAAAUAUCAGAGUUCUGCCAAUAUAUUGAAAGUUAUAUAGAUAAGUGUUCCUCCAAUGAUGACGUCAUCGAGAACAAGUGGCAUGAAGAAUUCGCACUGCAGCAACUGUUGACGAUUGCUGCACAUAUGGAUCUUUCCGAUGAAGUUGGCAGAAAGAAGUUGAAAAAGCUGUUUCAAGACAUGAUGAUCAAUCCACAAUGUCCCGUUUCUCUCAUCCCGAUCAUUCAUGAAAGAUACUCCACUGUGGAACCUGAUGAAGAGAAGAGGAUCAUCGAGAUAGCGGAAGUGAUCGCCGACAUCCGAGAACCAAUCACAGUUGUUGAUACUCCUCGGAUCAAUGAAGAUAACCGCGCCAGGGAACUGAAGCUUGCCGGGGUUCGAGUGAAGAUCAACCAACUGCGAGACGACAUGGAAAACUUCGUUUCCGCACAAGAAUUCGAUAAAGCUGCAGAUGUGAAGAGACAGUUGUGUGAACUGGAACAAGAGAAGUCCGAUCUGGAAAAUGAAGCAAACCACGUGAAUAAAUUUCAAACUAGAAUUGAGAAGGAUGAUGCUGAAACCUUGGCGAAGUGUUUGCGUGUUGCCAGUGGAUUGGUACGAGGUAUCAUUCGGAGUAGUCUUAAUCAUCCAACACCGAGUACCUUGGUUGAAACUCUCAUCCUUCCUGGUGUUCAAAAUGAAGAACCUCUUGUGAGAGAAGUCGCCGUUGAAUGUCUUGGUCUUUGUUCUUUAUUAUCACGUGACUUUGCGAGCCGUCAUCUCGUCCUCUUCUUACAGAUUGUUCUCCUUGAUGUCGACGAAGUAAAAAUUUCAGCUUUAAAAUCCAUCCUCGAUCUGCUUCAAGUUUAUGGUUUGGAAACGUUCAAAGUGACGCCAGCAGAACAAGCCAUUGUCGAGGCAGAGCAGUCUGUCUUGGAGCCUGAGAACGAGAACCAUGAUGAUGAUGAUGAUGACGAAGUCAGUGAUGGUGAAGAAGUUGAUUGUGAUGAUGAAGGCAAUGAUAAUAACGACGACAAUGGUGGUGAGGAAGGCAGUGGUAGUAAUGGCGAAGGCAGUGAUGAUAACAAUGCUGAGAAAGUUGACGAAGCAGAGGUUAUUAUUAACGAAGCGCAGAAGUCUGUCUCUCACGUUUUGUAUGUUUUGAUUAAGUGUUUGGAAAAAGAGAAUCCUUGGAUUCGUUGCAUUGCCGCUGAAGGUUUUGCAAAACUCAUGCUGUCUGGUCGUGUUCACAGUCCCAAAGUGUUCUCGCGUCUCUUGAUUUUGUGGUAUAAUCCACUAACGGAAGAUGAUCCAUACCUCAGAGAAUCCAUUGGUGUUUUUAUGAGCGCUUUUGCUUUUGAUUCUCGUUCGAACCAAGAACAGAUUGCAGAUGCCGUUCUUCCAACACUGAGGACUUUAUUCAACGCUCCAACGUCUUCUCCACUUGCACAAAUUGACGUGGCCAAUGUCGCCGAACUACUUGUUCAUUUGACUUCAACCAAAUGUUUGGAUAGUGGUUCUGGUAAUUCAAAUGACGAAGACAGCGUAGACGAGGCACGGCCUGAUUCCAUCCACGGUGGUUUGGCGCUAAAGAUUGCUAACGAAAUCAUCACCACACCAUUCUCUCCAGGUGUUCGCGUGCUUUGUAAAGCACUCACACUGCUGAAUUUAACAAACGCCAAGGAAAAUGUUUUAAAAGAUUUGGUUGUUCUCUGCGAGAAAAUGUUGAAGGAAAUUGAGGAUGCACAAUCGGGGAAAUAUAUAGCAAAGUUCCAGAAAUCUCUGAGUCUUUUGAGACAAUAAACAAGCAAGGGUACAGGUACAAGUCAGCGAUAUUGAAAAAUUUACUUAUAUAUAACUGUAGAGUCACUGGAGUGUUGAAAAGUGUUUAUAUGAUUAGUUGUAACUGAACUAACUAAUCCAACAUCAAAUGAUUUGAUCUACGAGGUAUUUUUCUUUUGAUAUAUCUGUUUUGGCAUCCGGGGGGGGGGCUGUUGAUUCAAUAGAAAAGUGAAUCAAUGCGUAAAGAUUAGCUUGAGUAUAUUGGGAUAUGCAAUAAAAGAACAAUGUUUGUAAUGAUGAAGUAAAUUUAAUGAAAGACUGACACAGUAAAGAUAACUUUUAGGGCUCAACCUCUUCCCUACCAGAGACAUACACGUACAUCCUCUUUGUGAUAGCUCAGCAUCCCAGGAUGUACAUGUACUUCAUCCUAGCAUCAGCGAUUUUUAUUAACCCUGAUCUUUGGGACAAAGCUAAAGCCAAAUAAUUAGAUAUUUGAAGGAUUUUGCAGUUGUUGGUGAACAUGUGCUGGUGGUAGGGAAAAGGUUUCAAUUAUAUCAUCAGUAGCAGACAUUGGGAGGAGUGAUCCCCCCCCCCCUCUUGAAAUAACUGCCUAAGAACAUAUUUAUCACCAAUUGACUUAUUCCUUUCCCCUUUUCACAAAAUUUUAUCAAGUAUCUGCUACCAUUUAUCACUUGUACAAAUAUAAUGUAACAAGUUACAAGUUCAUGUAGCACUAUUUACACAUUUAAAUACAAUAACAAUAUUUA
Molecule: messenger RNA, 3741 nt
Organism: Xenia sp. Carnegie-2017
Lineage: Eukaryota; Metazoa; Cnidaria; Anthozoa; Malacalcyonacea; Xeniidae
Product: condensin complex subunit 3-like
Exons: 14
Coding region: 77-2995 (972 amino acids)
Biological process (GO): mitotic chromosome condensation
Cellular component (GO): condensed chromosome; condensin complex
Molecular function (GO): protein binding
Source: RefSeq, a predicted model, not a curated record